Messenger RNA from Megachile rotundata (alfalfa leafcutting bee), 1934 nucleotides. RefSeq names its product flotillin-1. Gene Ontology annotation, cellular component: flotillin complex; cytoplasmic vesicle; plasma membrane. The record is from RefSeq and is a predicted model, not a curated record. Gene Ontology annotation, biological process: positive regulation of endocytosis; protein kinase C signaling; positive regulation of cell junction assembly. Gene Ontology annotation, molecular function: protease binding. Lineage: Eukaryota; Metazoa; Arthropoda; Insecta; Hymenoptera; Megachilidae.
AGACUUAUGACGGUACGUAGCGCCGUCAAUUAGUGGAAGGGGGUGUACGUCGAAAUUCGAUCCCUUUAAAUUUUCAGCAACUAUUGUUUUUCCUUGUAUACACUUGUAACUAUGAGUUGCGGAUUUGUUACUUGCGGUCCAAACGAGGCCCUUGUAGUGUCAGGAUGCUGUUACAGCAAACCUCUCCUAGUACCUGGUGGCCGGGUUUUUGUAUGGCCAAUUGUCCAGCAAGUGCAAAAAAUUUCAUUGAACACCAUGACGUUACAAGUAGAGAGUCCAACUGUUUAUACAUGCCAAGGCGUACCAAUAUCUGUAACAGGAAUUGCACAGGUAAAAAUACAAGGACAAAAUGAAGAAAUGCUUUCUACAGCAUGUGAACAAUUUCUUGGAAAAUCUGAAGAUGAAAUUCAUAAUAUUGCACUCGUUACAUUAGAAGGACAUCAACGAGCAAUAAUGGGAAGCAUGACUGUAGAGGAAAUAUACAAAGAUCGUAAAAAGUUCAGUAAAGAAGUAUUUGAAGUAGCAAGCAGUGAUCUAGUCAAUAUGGGCAUUACAGUUGUGUCCUAUACAUUAAAAGAUAUUCGAGAUGAGGAAGGGGCAAAGGGAUAUCUUAAAGCUCUUGGAAUGGCACGAACUGCUGAAGUGAAACGAGAUGCAAGAAUCGGAGAAGCAGAAGCUCGUCGCGAUGCUCAGAUUCGUGAAGCUAUCGCGGAAGAACAAAGAAUGGCUGCACGUUUUCUUAACGAUACCGAAAUUGCAAAAGCGCAACGAGAUUUCGAACUAAAGAAAGCUGCUUAUGACGUUGAAGUGCAAACUAAGAAAGCAGAAGCAGAAAUGGCAUUCGAAUUACAAGCUGCAAAAACCAAACAAAGAAUUAUGGAAGAACAAAUGCAAGUAAAAGUAAUUGAACGCAGUCAAGAAAUAGCCGUACAAGAACAAGAAAUGUUAAGACGCGAAAGAGAAUUAGAUGCAACUGUACGACGUCCAGCUGAUGCCGAAAAAUACAGGCUAGAAAAAAUGGCUGAAGCCAACAAAUUGCGUUUAGUAAUGGAAGCUGAAGCAGAAGCAGAAGCUAUCAAAAUUCGCGGUGAUGCAGAAGCUUUUGCUAUUGAAGCAAAAGCUAAAGCAGAUACAGUACAAAUGGCAAGGAAAGCUGCUGCAUGGGAUGAGUAUAAGAGCGCUGCUAUGAUUGAUAUGAUGCUUGAUACGCUUCCGAAGGUUGCAGCUGAAGUCGCAGCACCAUUGUCACAAGCAAAGAAGAUAACAAUGGUUUCAAGUGGAACUGGAACUGUUGGAGCAGAGAAAUUAACAGAAGAGGUCUUUAACAUUGUAACACGUGUACCGGAACUGGUUAAGAAUUUAACAGGAGUAGAUAUUGCAAAGUCUGUCCAUGCUGCUUAAACAAACAAUACACGAAUUUUAAAUACUUCCUGACCACAUCCAUGAUUGUAUGAAAUAUUUAAUGAAUCUUUGAUAUAUCAUUUAUUUUAAUAUGCUGUUGCAUAUUAGAACUAAUCUGUUUUAAUUUUAAUAAUGUUUAUUUGGAUAAAAAGUUCAGUACUUUCACUGCCAAUUACUUAAUGAUGACAAGUUGAUAUUAAUUAGUGCCAAUUUUAAAUGUUUUAAAAAUAGAAAUUACUUCAUAUAAAUAUUUGGAAAUAGAUUAUAAUAAUGAAUAUGUCCGCACAAUAUUCAUAUUCCAUCAUUUACAAGAUGCGCAAUAGAUGUCUUGAGUAAAUGUCUUGAGAUACAGAGGCAGUGAAUGUGUAUUUUAUUUGACUAACAUUGAAUGCUAAAUCUAAUAUAUUUUUAUUUAUAUUUAUAUUUAUAUCAGUUGAAGUUGUAAUAAAAUUUUACUUUUAUUAUAUUUUUUUUUAAUAAGUCUUAUAUGCACUUAGAAGAGAAAAAAUGCAAAUAUAUCUUUUUGAAUCUCG